GCGCCGGCGGGCGCGACGGCUGCGGCAGGCCGCCCUGGGGAGGACAGGGACGGGGGAGAAGAUCACCGUGAGGGCCUGAGCUGCGAACGGCAUGGAGGGGUGCCGUGGCGCCGAGGGCGACGGGGCGUCCGAGACCUCCUCCGUCCUAGAGGAUGAAGAAGAAGAGGAGGAGGAGGAGGAGGAAGAGGAGGAGGAGGAGGAGGCUGUAGAUCCCGAGGAAGCAGAGGAGCUGGCUAACAGUUUAAAGGAUCUGAUCCAGAAUGAAGAUGUGAAACCCAAGCUGCAAUACAUCAUGACUAACCCUUCCUUUUCUAUGGUAACAGUUCAAAGUGAAGAUAGUGGAAUAACCUGGGAAACCAGCUCAAGCAGAUGUUCUACUCCCUGGGCCUCAGAAACUAGUACAACUUCUGAUCUUUAUAGUAUGGAAAGUUCACCAGUAGGUUCUCCUCCAGGAAAAGUUAUCUUUAUUAUGGAUGAAGGCAAGAUUAUUCGGAAAAGGAAGCGUAAACCUUCAAGUAGGGCGAUGAUGCCUACAAAUCUGAAGAGAGGCCAGGGCAAUAAAAAACGUGACUUUUCUGGAAUGCAGAGACAAGAACCAAGAACUGUUCUAGCAGAUGUGCAGGGCUCAGUGUUAAAUGUUGAACAAAUGGAUGCACAAGAUACAGAUGAGGAAAUGUUAGAAGACAAAGAAGAUUUGGAGAACAUUGCAGAAGAACCAGUAAAACGUGCUCCAAUAAGAUCGAUUUUUCGAGAAAACAAACUGAGAAAAGUAGGGCCAAUCCUUGGAGGACCAGUAAAAGCUAGAAUCCAGCUGUUCAAUUCAAUUUUUGGAGGAACUGGUCCCUCCCCUGAAACACUAGAAAAAACUGGAAUCCAGAGGUCUAGUUCAAUUUCAGGAGAAUCUGAACAUUCUCUUGAAACAUCAGUAAGAGAAAGAUUGCAGAAGUUCAGUUCAUUUUCAGAAGGAACACGUCCAAAACCUUUCCAUAAAGCAAGAAGUAGAAAUCUUGAAACACCAUCAGAGAGAAGAAAAGAGCAAAGACGGCAACUCACGUCACAAACAAAUCAAAGCUAUUCGUCACCUACAGUGCCUCUUGAAAAACGGCUUCCUAAUAGAGAUGACAUUUCAUCUCAAAAUAUUAAACCUGUUAAGACGAAAAAUAAACCUAGCACAUUUUCAAACUCUGGUGCAGAAAUAACUCUACAGCGUGAAGAAAUAAAGGAAAGCCAAUCUCUAUUUGAGACUCCAAGUAAGAUGUCGAGACAGUCACUGGAGUCCUGCCUUCCUGAAGAGGCAACGAAGCAGCAAAGUUACGCAUACUCCCCUGAGGCCAAAAGAGCAAUGACACAGCAGUCAAUGUCUGUUCCACUAGAUCCUGGUGAUAAACCAGAGAAACAAGUGACGCUUCUUUCAGCUGAGACUCCAAACCAGAAACCAGACCGAUCACUGCUGACUGCACCAGGUCUUCUGGCUGAACCAAAGGAGCAGGAAAUUCAUCCCCAGUCUGUUCCAACAGGUUCUGUUCAUGAAUUAGACGGGCAAGCUCCCCAAACUGUUUUCCCUACGUCAACAGCAUCUGUGUCAGAACAUCCUGAGAAAGAAGUACAGAAGUCAGCAAUUCAGUCUUACUUACCUUGUGCUCCAUCAGCUAAAUCCAAAUAUUCCACUCUAUCAGAAACAAAACAGGAGGAUGAGAUUCCUCAUUCAUUGAAAACUGCGCAGUCAGAACCUGAACAUGUGUUUUUAUCGCAUUCUAUAGACGAAGCAGAGAAGCAAGAAACUCAGUGUCACUCAUCAGUAACUGCACAGUCAGAAAUUGAGCAUUCAGCUUUACUGUAUUCUGUUAAAAAAACAGAGGAACAAAAGACUCCAGUACCAGAGACCCCAAAUGUUCAUUUAGAGAAGCAAAGCAUUCAGACUCAUUCCAAAACUACUCAGCUGGAGUAUGAAAGACAAGAUUUUCCUGCCUUUAUUCAGGAAGUAGAGGAGCAGGAAACUAAACUGUAUUCACAUAUUCCUGAAAAAAUAGAGUCUAAAUAUUUUGGCAUUUCAUAUCCGGUUCAGACAGAAACACAGGAAACUCAGAAAUUUUCACCUGUAAAUACAGCAGUAGAUUUGGAUCACCCCAGUAUUUCUAUUCAAAAAAACAAACAAACAGAGAGUAUACAACUGGAAAUGGAACAUGCAGAUUUCUCAUAUAGCGGUGAAGUAACUGAGGAAUCAGUGAGAACACAGAUGGAAACAGAGUAUCCAGACUUCUCUUUUUCCAAAGAAACAGAGGACUUGGAGAGUGCACAGCCGGAGAUGGAGCAUCCAGAUUUCUCAUAUUCCAGGGAGAAAACAGAGGACUCGGAGAGUGCACAGCCAGAGAUGGAGCAUCCAGAUUUCUCAUAUUCCAGGGAGAAAACAGAGGACUCGGAGGGUGCACAGCCAGAGAUGGAGCAUCCAGAUUUCUCAUAUUCCAGGGAGAAAACAGAGGACUCGGAGGGUGCACAGCCAGAGAUGGAGCAUCCAGAUUUCUCAUAUUCCAGGGAGAAAACAGAGGACUCGGAGAGUGCACAGCCAGAGAUGGAGCAUCCAGAUUUCUCAUUUUCCAGGGAGAAAACAGAGGACUUGGAGAGUGCACAGCUGGAGAUGGAGCAUCCAGAUUUCUCAUAUUCCAGGGAGAAAACAGAGGACUCGGAGAGUGCACAGCUGGAGAUGGAGCAUCCAGAUUUCUCAUAUUUCAGGGAAAAAACAGAGGACUCGGAGAGUGCACAGCCGGAGAUGGAGCAUCCAGAUUUCUCAUAUUCCAGGGAGAAAACAGAGGACUCGGAGAGUGCACAGCCGGAGAUGGAGCAUCCAGAUUUCUCAUAUUCCAGGGAGAAAACAGAGGACUCGGAGAGUGCACAGCUAGAGAUGGAGCAUCCAGAUUUCUCAUAUUCCCGGGAAAAAACAGUUGAAUCAGAGGGUACACAGCCAGAGGUGGAGCAUCUAGAUUCUUCGUAUUUCAGAGAAGAAAGAGAGGAAUCAGAGAGUGCACAACUGGAGACUGAGCAUCUGGACUUCUCCUUUUCCAAGGAAAAAACAGAGGAAUUGCAGGGUGCACCACUGGAGAUUGAGCAUGCAGACUUCUUGCAUUCCAAGGAAGAAAAGGUGGCAUCAGAGGGUACAGAACUGGAUAGAGAACAUCUAGAUUUCUUAUAUACAGGGAAAGAAACAGAAGAACUGCAGAGUGCCCAGCUGGAGAAGAGUCAUCCAUCUUUCUCAUAUUCCAGGAAAGAAAUAGUGGCAUCAGAGAGUGCACAGCUGGACACAGGGCAUCCAGAUUUCUCAUAUGCAAGGAAAGAAACAGAAGAUUUGCAAAGUCCUCCACUGGAGGAGAAGCAUCCAGAUUUCUCAAGUGCAAGAGAAGAAAUGGGGAAAUCAGAGGAUGCACAGCAGGAGAGAAAGAAUCUACAUUUUUCAUCUUCCAGAGAAGAAAUAGAGAAACUGGAGAGUACACAACUGGGGACUGAGCAUCUGGACUUUCCCAGGGAAGAAACAGAGGAAUUGCAGAGUGCACCACUGGAGAUGGAGCAUGCAGACUUCUUGCAUUCCAAGGAAGAAAUGAUGGCAUCAGGGAGUGCACAACUGGACACAGAGCUUCCAGAUUUCUCACAUCCCAGGGAGGAAAUAGUGGAAUUGGCAAGUGCACAGCUAGACAUGGAGCCUCCAGCUUUCCCAUAUUCCAGGGAAGAAACAGAGAAAUCAGGCCAUGCGCAGCUAGAGAGGGAGCAUCCAGCUUUCUCAUAUUCCAGGGAAGAAAUAGUGGAAUCAGGGAAUACACAGGUGGAAACCAAGCAUCUGGAAUUCUGUUUUUCCAGGGAAGAAACAGGGAAACAGAAAUAUGUUCCUUUGGAACUGGAACACUCAAAGUUCCCAUAUUCUCACAAAGAAGCAGAGCAACAAGAAACAGCACAGCUCGUGCUGGAUCCUUCAGACUUAUAUUCAGUGGAAGAAGAGAAAGAAAACACUACAGAACUUGAAUUGGUGUAUGCAUCUGAUAUAUCUGAUUCGACUGGAAGAGCUGAGGCACAGCAAACUGGGUACUUGGGGUCAGAACAUUCAGAUUUACCAUAUCCUACAAAUAAAAGAAAGCAGCAAGAAAUGGCACAAGUAGAUUCGGACAAUUCUCAUUUGUCGUAUUUUGGUGUCAAAGUUGAAUACCCACAGUCUGCGCAGCAGGAUUCACAGCUGUAUAGAGAUAAGCUGUAUUCCCUUGACAAGGCAGGGAAAGAAGAAACUCGUCAACUGCGGUCAGAGCAUGCAGUUUUAUCAUGCUCUCCUGUGAAAGAAAGGCAAGGUAGAACUUCACAGCUGAGCUUGCAACAAGCAGAUACAUCAUAUUCCACAGGCAAAACAGAACAACAAGAAAUGUUACGACCAAAGUUAGAACAAGCAGCUUCACCAUAUUCCUGUGGAGAAGCAACACAAGAAGCUGUACAAAAAGAUUUAGAAGGUCCUGAACUGUCAUCUUGCAUUAGCAAGGCAGAGCACCAUGAAAAUGUACCAUUAGUUUCAGAAAACCUUGAUUUCUCAUUAAUUACUGGAGAAGCAAUGCAAGAAGGAAUGGAAUCAGGAUUUUCAGACUCUUUGUGUCCCACUGACAAACCAAAGCCCUGGGAAGUGGCACCAUCAGAGCAGAAGCAUUCACUUCCCUUCUACUCCAUUGCUGACAGUCAGCAACAAGAGACUGCGCCACUGGAUUUGGCACAGCCAGAUACAGUGUACUCCUUUGGCAAAAUGGAACAACAAGAACAACGAGAGCUGGAACAACAGGAAACAUCCCAACAGAAAGCUACAGAAAGGGAACUGGAGCAUUCAGAUUUGUUAGAAACCUGUGGGAAAGCAGAACCACAGGAAAUGGAACAAAUGGAUUUGGCCCAGUCAUACCACUCAUAUUAUUGUGACAAAGAAGGACAGCACAAAAUAGCUCAACCAGAGUUAGUGAAUCUGCCUUUGUCAUAUUCUCAUGGGGAACAUAUGCAAGGAGAAGAAAUAGAAAUGGAGCCAGAGUAUCCAGAAUGGGCAUUUUCUGCAAGUGCAGAAAUGCAGCAGGAAAUGAUAGAACAGAAAUCAAAGCAACUAGAUUUGUCACACACUGGUGGCAAAAUGAAGCAACAAGAAAUAAUACCUCCAGAGCUGGAACAAACAUUUUUGUCAUCUUUCACUGAAAGAACAGCAUCACAGGAAUUAGAAAUGAGGUCAGAAUAUCCAGAUUUGUCAUAUUCCUUUGGCAAAGCAGAACAACAAGAGACAUUGAAACAUCCAACUUUAUCAUUUAGUAUGAAGCAACAAGAAACUGCACCGCUGGCAACAGAACGUCCACAUUUUUCAUCUGACAUCAGUGAAACAAAACGAGGAGACACUGUACAGCGGGAGUCAGAACAUCCAGAGCUGUCAUAUUUCAUAGGAAAAUCACAACAAGAAUCAGAAUAUUUAAGUUCAUUAGAAACCCUGGGUGAAGCAGUGCAAAAUGAAAAAGCUAUGCAAGUGGAAUCUAAAUAUCCAAAUUUGUUGUAUUCUGUUGGUCAAAAAAGCCAACAAGAAACUUCACAAUUGGAUUCCAAAUAUCCAGAUUUAUCAUGUUUCCUAGGUAGUGCCAAAGAACAAGCAACUCUAGAGUCUGAGUCAAAACAUCAAGACUUGCCUAAAGUGACCAGAAAAAGCAUUCCACCAGCAACUGCAAAAAUAGAAUCAAAACAUCCAGAUUUGGCUUAUUCCCUUGGCAAAGCAGAAGAGCCAGAAAUUGUACCACGGGAAAUGAAACGCCCUAAUUUGUCACAUUCCACUGAUGAAAGAAACCAACAAGAAAUAGUACCAUUGGAUCAGAAACAUAGCAAAUUUUCUAUUGACAAAGGAAUGCAGCAACAAAACACAAAGCAGCAGUUAGAGCAAACAAAGUUUUCAUAUUCUGCUGGCAAAACUGAGCAAUUAAAACGUGCUCAACAGGACCUGGAACAAACCGAUUUAUCGCUUCCUAUUGACAAGCCAGACUCUGAAAUGGCCCAGCCAGAAAUGGAACAUGUUGAUGUGAUAUGUCCUCCUGACAAAAGAGAGGUACAACAAAGAGUACAACUAGAAUUAGAGCAAACAGGUUUAACUUACUCUUUUGGAAAAACAGAACAGAAAACAGUGCGGCCAGAAGUGGAACAUCCUGGUUUGGCACAUCCUGCGGAUGUAAUAGAACAAGAGGAUGUGGCACAGACAGAGCUAGGACAUCCUGAUAUGUCUUAUCCUGUUUUUGAAACAGGAGAACUGCAAACUGCACAGUUAAAAUCCAAACACCCAGGUCUAGCAUAUUUUGCUGAUAAACUGCAGGAAACGACACAGCUGAGGGUGUCACAACCAGAUGCAUCAUAUGCCCGUGACAAAACAGAACAGUGCCCACCUGCCCAAAUGGACCUGAGCCACACAGACUUGUUAUUCUCUGCUGACACGGCAGGACAGCCAUGGAUGAUGCACACAGCCUUGGGGCACCCUGAUGCCUCAGCAUGUUCAGUCCAUAGAACAGAACAUCCGCAAACUGUAAUGGUAAGAGGUCCAGAUGUUUCAUCUCAUAGUGAAAAAGCAGAGCAAAAAGAAAUGUCAAAACUAGAGUUGAAACAUCCUGAUUUUUCCCGUUCCAUUGAUAAAACACAGCCACAGGAAACUACACAACUGGGGGUAGGAAAACCAGAUCUCUCAUCUUUACCUGGCAAAGCAGAGCAGCCACACAAUGCUCAAGAGGAACUGGAGCAGUCAGGCCUUGUGUAUUCUUUCAGCAAAGCUGGACAACAAGAGAAAGCCCAGCCAGAACUGGAACAUCCACAGUUAUCUUAUUCUGUUCAUGAAGCAGAUGAAGAAAGCACAGAUUUAGCACAUGCUGUUGGCAGAUUAGAGCACCAUAGAGUUAUACAAACAGAGGCAGAACAAAUGUAUUUAUCAUGGCCAAUUGAUGAAAUGCAGCAACCACAAAUUGCUCAACUGGAUUUGGAACAUCCAGAUUUAUCUUAUUCCAUUGGCACAGUACAGCAACAGGAAAAGGUUCGACCAGAACUGGUACAGCCAGGUGAUUUUUCAUCAUCUCACGGCAAAGAACAAAGGGAAAGUGUAAGAAUGCAGUCAGAUCAUCCUGAAUUGCAGUGCUCUGUUGGGGAAAUAGAAGGAUUGCAAACUUCACAAGUGAGAUCUGAAUAUGCGGACUUGUCAUUUGCUGUUGACUCAGUAGGACCUCAUGAAGUGGCACAAUCAGAGUUGAAAGAAUAUGAUUUGUUGCAUUCUUUUGUAGAAACAAAGGGAUCACAGGCUGCCCCACUGGAGUCUGAAUAUCCAGACGUCUCAAAUUCCUUGGACAAAGCAGAGCAUCCUGAUUUGUCCUCUUGCAUUAGUAAAGAAGAGCAAACUGCGCAACUGGAGUUCAAACAACAAGAGAGGGGAAAUUACAAAUUACACCCAGAGCAACCAGUGUUGUCAUGCUCCCACGGCAAAGCAGAGCAGCCCAAAAGUGCCCGAAUGGAAGUGAAAGUCCAGGAAUUCUUGUAUUCCUCUGGCAGAACAGAGCAACAAGAAAUAGCAAAACAGCUAUUGGAGCAUGCCAAUUUAUCACAUUCCACUGAUAAAACACAGCAACUAGAAACUACACAACUGCAGUUAGGACAACCAGAUUUAUCAUCUUGCCUUGGCAAAACAGACCAACCAAAAACUGCUCAAGUGGAAGCAGAACAUGCAGACUUGCUACAUUUCACUAGCAAAACAAAACAGCAAGGAGAGGCACAACCAGAGUUUGAAUAUCCUGGUCUGCUAUAUUCCAUUGGCAAAGUAGAGCAGCCACAGGCUCUGCAGCUGAAAUCAGAACAGCUUGUAAUAUCAGAGCAUAUUGGACAAACAGAGCAACAAGGACGGGCACAUCCAGAGUGGGAACUUCCUGAUUUAUCGUAUUCCAUUAGCAAAGCACAGCCACAGAAAGCUACGCAACUGGAAUUAGGACAACCAGAUUUAUCCUAUACCCUUGCUAAGAUAGACGAAAUACAAACUGUGCAAGGGGAAUUGGAACAUGCAAAUUCAUUGUAUUCUUCUGACAAAACAGAACAAGAAAAGGUAUCACUGGAGUUGGGACAUCCACAGCUAUCUUAUUCUGUUACUGAAGUAGAACAGGAAGUUGCCCAUCAGAAACCAAACUGUCAAGAUUUGUCAUAUUCUAUUGGCAGAUUAGAGCACCAUGAAAUUGUACAACCAGAGGUAGAAGAAAUGGAUUUAUCAUAUCCAGCUAGUGAAUCAGAGCCUUCACAACCUGUCCAAUUAGUACUGGAACAACCAGAGUUUUUGGAGGCUUUUGGCAGCCUAGAGGAAAAGAAAACGGCCCAGCCUGGCUUUUUGCAUUCCUUUGGUGAAGACCAGAAACAAGCUUCACAGGUGGACUUGGAGCAACCAGUUUUAUCAUAUUCCCUUAGCAAAGCAGAGCAACAGGAAACUGCACAAACAGAGUUUAUGCAUUCUGAUGUUUCUGAUGUUUCAUAUUCCACUGGGAAAGCAGAACUGCAAACUGAACAACUGAAAUCAAAAUGUCCAGAUUUGUCAUAUGCUCUUGGCAAAGCGGAGACUCAUGGAAAGAAACAACCAGAGUUACUGUAUUCCUAUGGCGAAAGAGAGCAGCCACAGCUUGCUCAGCUGGAGUUGGAGCAUAUAGAGACAUCAUUCUUCGCAGGAGAAAUGGAGCGGAGGGAGGGCGCCCAACCUCAACUGCAGUGUGUUAAUUUGCAGUACUCUGUUAGUGAAAUACAGCAACCAGAAACUCCUUCUGUAUCAUAUGCCUUUGGCAGUACUGAGAAGCAGGAAACUGCACAACUGGAGCUUGAACAAUCAGAUUUAUCAAGUUCUUCUGACAAAGCAGAACAGCGUGAAACUGCCCUGCUGAGAGCAGAGCGUUCAGAGAAGCAGGACUCAGAGAUUACUUCAUCUCUAACUACUCAUUUGGAAACUGAACAACAAGUUUUAUCCUUUUCUGCCGAGGAAUCAGAGAGUCAAAAAAUUCAACCUUAUUCAUCUCUUCCUGAACAAUCAGUAUCUGUACCUGUAGGUGUUUCACAGUCUGUUUCUGAAAUAAAAAUGGGAGAAAGUCAGAAGUCUUCACCUAUAACUGCAAGCCUGUCCCCCGAGCACUCAGAUUUAUCUUACACUCACGGUAAAACAGAACAGUUAGAAUUUGUACAACCUGAGUCAGGCUUCUUUUUUGCAAAAAGUAAGAAAAUUGAUCUACAUUCACCUGUGGCUGUACAGUCAGAGACUGAACAUGCAGUUUUACCUGAAACAGGAAGAGAGCAAACUCCACACUACUUUCACACAACUACACAAUUAGAAUCUGAACAAUUAAAUCCAUCAUAUUCUAUAGAUAAAGCAGAAGCCCCAGAAAGACAAGAUUAUUUAACUGUCCCUGCAAAACUGGAGUCUGAACCCUCAGUUUCAUUUUAUUCAGUUGAUGAAACAUACCAGCAAGAAAUUCCACCUUAUUCAAAACCUGCCUCUGAGUAUUUGGUUCCUACAUACUCCCUUGCUGAAGAAGAAAAGCAAAGCAUGCAGCCGUUUAUUCCUCAAAGAGCACAAUCAGAAUGUAAACAUAUAAUUACACAUCCUGAUGAAACAGAACUGCAACAAGUUCAGCUGUAUUCAUCUAAAAUAGCAAGAUCAAAGACUGCAGAGUCAGAGAGUAUGUCUCUAAUGCACAUACCAGACCAAGGCAAGCAAGAAUCUCAAGAUCAGUCAUUGGACACAGACUAUUUGUCAUCAGAGCAGUUAAGAAUUCCCCCCAAAUUCACUGCCGAGCAGGAUGAGCAAGAAAUGCAACCUGAUGUGCAGCAAGUGACAAAGUUGAUGACCACAGAGUCCAAGGCUGUAGCAGACCAACAAUCAGUGUCAUCAGAUUCAUUUGUACCUUUUCAUACACUGCCUGAAAGGUCAGUAUCACUGGUUUUCACUGAUGAUGAAGAGAAACAAAAUAUUCCAUCAUCUUUAUCAGACAUAGUAGACAUGCUUGGAAAGCAAUCAAACAUUAUUUCAAGCAGUUAUGAAGAAAAGGAUAGACAUGAAAUGACAUAUUUUACAGAGCAAAAAUACACGUCCUCAGAGCAACUGGGAGCUGUUUCAUCAGAUCUUAUUUAUGAAACUGUGACACACAAACCUCAGCUUUAUUCUAGUGAAGGAGGCAGCCUGUCUUCAGCAGAGUCGAAGUCCAUUUACAGUAUUUCUUCUGAUGAAAAGCAGAAUCCAGAUAUUCCAUCUUCUUCUUUUGGGCUAGCUAGCUGGCUGGCAGAAGAGGUGAAAGCUCGUUCAAUUAGUCCAAUAAGAGCUACAGAAGUAGACAAGCAAGGAAUUCAGCUUUCUCCAAAUGAAGCUUAUGAUUCUGGAUCAAAGCAACUCCCAGCCGGAAGCUGUGAAGAACUUACAGUUAAUGGUACUAUGAAGAAUAAACCAGGUAUAUUUAGAGCUUCUGAUAUAGCAUCAAGUGAAAUUUCCCACGGAUUGUCCUCAGAAACUAGUCACAGAAUUCAAAGGUGUGAUUUACAAUCUCUGGGAAGAGAUAAUCCAGGUCCAGAAAAAGUUCCAAAGGAUGAAACUAGCACUGGAAACCUUACAAAAACGGAAGCAAGGCAACAUCCAGAUGUAGACAAAGUAGAUGAAGUACCUGAACAUCACCUUGCGGGAAAAGAUGAAGAAAUAGAGCAUGUGAGAGCUGUAGAAGAUAGUCAACAUGCUCCUGAACCUACUGAACAAAAAGAUCUAUUUAAUAUAAUUUCAGAAGGCUAUGAAAUCCUAAAUAUUCAUGCUCCUACACAUAUUUCUUCUGUUGAUCAAGAAGAAAGUAAACACAUGCCGGAUAAACUAGAGUACUUGGAAACAAAUCCUUCAUUUAAGAGAAAAUUAGCAGAUGAUGGCCAUAGAGCCUUAGCUUCUGGAACAACCAUUGAAACUUCAGAAAGUUCAGUGCUGGGAAACCCUGGAAAUAAAAAUCAUGAACUAAAAGAAUUGGUCAAAGAUGCUGCUGCUGAGGAAACUGGAGAAACAGAAGAGGAAAAGUCCAUGUUGCCAGAAAAUAAUAAUGACACAGUGUUGGACUCUAAUAAUGGUAUGGCUGAUAUGGAUUAUUUUGAAAAAUAUACCUUGAUUGAUGACAAAUCUCCAAUUAAGCCAACUUUUGAGAGACCAGAUUCAUUGGUUUCUAUGACAGAAAAUCCUAAGGAAGCUGUGGAAGAAGCCGCAUCUUUUAAAGAAAGCUCUGAGGUAAAUACUUUGGAAGAAGAGUUUUCCUUACUUGAAGAUCUGGAUGAAGUCUUUUAUGGUACCACAAAAGGAGAAAGUAUGGAAUCCUAUGCAAGCGUUUCAAAACUUUUACCUGUACAAAAAUCAAUUGAUAUUAGCAAUAAAAAUGUUAUGAACAUAGAAGAUGAACAGAAGUCACCAGGGACCCCACUGUUUGAUUCAGAAGAAGGAGUGUUAGAACGAUCCCUGUUGUUUCCUACCACUGUUGCUGCAAUUAAUCCAGAGCUUCUAGAGGAGCCACCUGCUCUGUCAUUUUUAUACAAGGAUCUCUAUGCAGAAGCAGUGGGUGCAAAGACAAAGGAGGAGACUCCUUCUGAUGAGGAGAGUGGUAAUUCUAAUGCAUCGUUUCCUAGUAGGAAUUCAGACACAGAUGAUGGAACUGGGAUAUAUUUUGAAAAAUACAUUCUUAAAGAUGAAAUUCCUGGUAAGGACAUAGGCCAUCCUCAAAAGGAUCAGAUACCAGAAGAUCAGCCUUUUAGUGGAGAUAUUUCUGUUCAGAGCUCAGGGAACAAACACAAGCAGUGGUCUAGUGAUGUUUCAGGUGUCAGAACUAAGGUUCUUCCAGAAAGGGGACUUGUGGAGAGAGAGGAAGUCCAGGUUGACAGUGACAUAAAAGCAACAGUUUGUAAACCAGUGCAUGCCAUUCCUUUUGGAAGCAAAUUAAAUCUUUCAGGUGCAAGAAGUGCUACCAGUGAACAAAGAGAGGAAAACAUACCUGUAGAAACAACUGAAGAAUUACCAGAGCAAACAAGUCACCAAGAGUGUAGGCAAAGAAUGGAUUAUCAGGGAGCUGCACUUCAAGAAGCAGCCAAUAAACAGGAAGAACAACAUGAAAUAGCAGCAGUUCAUCAAAUGGAAAAACAUAUCCCAUAUAUCAGGUCACCAGUUGAAGAUAGUGAAGAUGAUCAAUAUGCCCAGGCAAAUCUUUCACAUGUCCCAAUCCUUCAGCCAGCAGAGAAGCCAGGCAAGGAAAGAGAGGAGCAGAGCCCUGAUAUUUGUGAAGAUCUCGCUGAGGCAAUUGGCUAUGAUGUGAUUACACGAGAAGAACUUCUACAAGAUGAAAUGUCCUCUGAACUGACACACGAGGAGCUUUUAUUUGAAGAUAGGGAUUCUUUUGGGCAUAUUGGUGACAGUUACGAAUUUGUAGAUGAGCCAGAACAAAGAACACCUGUUGAACUUGAAGAUUCAGGUUUUGUGGUAAUGUAUCCUGAAAAAUCAUCAACAAACAUACCUCAAGUUGAGAGUCCACAAAGAGAACCGAAGAAAGCACAAGUAGAUACAUAUUGUUACUACUGCAAGUGCCCAAUAUCUGCUAUUGAUAAGCUCUUUGGAGAACAUAAAGAUCAUGAAGUCACAACAUUAGAUGCUGCUGCAACCAAGAUGAAGGAUCAAUUAGAUGAAUUGCUAAUAGCAUUGGAAGAAAAGUCAAUGAAGACUGAAGGGGUUGUGAGUGAAAUUGAAUCUCUAUUUAACUCUGUUGAGGAAAACUGUAAGAAAAAUGCAGAGUUACUGGAAAAACAGAAUGAAGACAUGAUUAAGAAAGUGGUAGCACAAUAUGAUGAGAAAUCAGAAAACUUUGAGGAAGUGAAGAAGAUGAAAAUGGAGUAUCUGUAUGAACAGAUGGUUAACUUUCAACAAACUGUUGAUUCAGCAAAAGAAACCUUGGAGACAACAGUAAAGGAAAUGGAAGAAUUUGAUGGAUUUGUUUUUCUAAAUUCAUCUAAAGAAUUGAAUAAAAGGUUACUUUCUGCAAUGGAUACUACUCUCUCUUUAGAAAAGGUGCCCCAUGCAUUUUCACUUUUUGAACACUAUGCGGACAGUCCAGGAAAAAGCAACCACUCCUUAAGUCACUUGCCUGUCCCACAGACACCAACACUGAUAGCACAGGAACCAAACUCAGCUACAAGUACCUCCAUCGCGGUCUACUGGACUGUGAAUGAAGGGGAUGCCAUCGACUGCUUCCAGGUCUAUUGUAUGGAGGAGCCUCAAGCUAACAAAGACCGAAGUGCUUUAGUGGAAGAAUACAGAGUGACGGUGAAGGAGAGCCACUGCAUUUUGGAGGAUCUGGAGCCAGAUCACUGUUACAGUGUGUGGGUCAUGGCUGUGAACAGCACAGGAUGUAGCUUGCCCACUGAAAAAGCCAUUUUUAAAACAGCGCCCGCCGCCCCCGCGAUAAGGGCAGAGGACUGCACCGUGUGCUGGGACACGGCCACCGUCCGCUGGCGCGCCGGCUCGCCGGCGCCGGAGUCCUUCACCCUGGAGUACUGCCGACAGUACGCGCCCGAAGGAGAGGGCCUCAGAUCUUUUGCUGGAAUAAAGAGGCCUGAACUGAAAGUAUCCCUAGAGCCCAACGUGAACUAUUUCUUCUACUUGAGGGCUGUCAAUGCAUUUGGGACAAGCGAACAGAGUGAAGCUGCUCUCAUCUCAACUAAAGGAACUAGAUUUCAUGUACUGAAUGACAAAGCUCAUCCCGCUUUGCAAAUCUCCUCUGAUGGCACUGUGAUACACCUUCCCGAGAAAGCCCGAUUCGCUGGAUUUCCUUCAGUUCUGGGUGAGCUGCUGCCUGCUCGGGGCCGUCAUUACUGGGAAACCGUUGUCUCUGCCUGCAGAAACUACAGAAUUGGAAUUUGCUAUGAGGCUACAUCACAGAGCGAUGUCCUGGGGCUGAAUGAUACUUCUUGGUGCAUGCGCUGCUGUCCUACACAAAGCAGUUUUCUUUACAGAUUUCUUCACACCAGUGUAAUGAGCGACAUCUGGGUGACAGAACAGCCAGCCAGGAUCGGGAUCCUGUUGGAUUAUAGCAAUGGCAGACUGUUAUUCUUCAAUGCAGAGAAAGGACUGGUGUUGUUCACCAUCAGGCACAAUUUUACGGAUGCUGCUCACCCGGCCUUUGCUCUGGAGAAGGCUGGAGCACUUACCCUGCGCACAGGGAUGGAGCUGCCCGAGUUUGUGAAGCACAGCUAAGCCAGUGCUUCACACUCUUGGCGGCACCGAUGAUUGCAGUAUUAGGGGCAGGGAAGGGAAGAGGGUGUCAGAGAGGGAUGUCUAGUUUUCACUAAUGAGUACUACAUGCACAGCCGCCCCCCGCACGCACAGCGUCAGUAAUUGCCAUUAGUGCCCAGCCACAUAAUCACCCUGUGCCUGGAGAGAAAAUCACCUCCUUCGGAGGGAGCGCGCACCUCGUGAUAUACACAGAAAUGCUUGUGAGGAGAAAAAAAAGGUUUGUUAGGUCUGAGAAUUUGGAGUGGGGGGAAAUGUACUUUCCCUAAGAAAAGAAAUGACAGUCCUAGCUGUCUUUAAGUUGAUGAUGAGCCUGUGUAUGAAAUAAAUGCAUCUCUCACUGCAA
This is a messenger RNA of Rhea pennata, 14663 nucleotides long. RefSeq names its product cardiomyopathy associated 5 (gene CMYA5). The transcript has 13 exons. Bases 92 to 14281 code for a protein of 4729 amino acids. Gene Ontology annotation, molecular function: protein binding. NCBI's taxonomy places the organism in Eukaryota, Metazoa, Chordata, Aves, Rheiformes, Rheidae. The record is from RefSeq and is a predicted model, not a curated record. Gene Ontology annotation, cellular component: cytoplasm.